ACUCACCUUCCAUUCCGACGGAUCUCACUACCAAGUGUACCGAGCUCGAGCCUCUUAUCUGCCCAACACCGUCAAUCUGUCGCCAGUUUUGCAUCAUUCGAUUCUCUGCCAGAGGAGCCAGUCGUCAGGCGCCCUAAACGUCGUUCACUGAAGCGCAAACAAUCCAGGACACCUGCACCAGAAGAUAUAGCACGAGAGGCAAAACGAACAAAGGUAAUAAGAGAGUUUUGGGAUACAGAAAGAAGUUAUGUGCAGGGACUGGAUCUCGUGCAUGAUCACUUCUUGACGCCGAUCAUAGCGUCGCUCGACAGUUCUCGCCCGCUCCUUACGCGCACGGAAUUGACUACCAUUUUCUCAAAUUUUAUUGACAUUUGGAACUUUCAUCAUGCAUUUUUCAGUGCCCUGACUGCCCUGCUCCAUCCCUCUCUGUCUCACCUUGAUGUCCCAAAUCCCAACCCACCACCCCUUUCAGCACUCCUUCUCUCGCAUUUUCCUUAUCUCUCUCUUUACACCCCAUUUAUAACCGCAUUCCCAAGUUCUAUAUCCUUCCUUUCCCGUCCACCCGCGCCAUUUGCCAUAUUUCUACGAACACAAGAGCGCGAUCCACGCUGCGGGCAGCUAAAACUCACGGAUUGGCUUUUGAGCAUCGUACAAAGGUGCCCAAGGUAUGUCUUAUUGCUCAAGGAGUUGAUAAAUGUAGAAAGGAGGGAAAAGGAAGGAGAGGGAGAGUGGGAUAGACUAGGAAAGGCCCUUACCCUUGUUGAGAAAGUGACAUCAUCUCUUAAUACAUCUCUUCAUGCGCACGCACAUACACUCUCGCUCCUCGCAUUGCAACGCGCUACCCUCGGCCUCCCGCCUACCCUACACUUCGUUCAGCCAGGCCGCACCUUAAUCUUCCGCGCUCCUCUCGUGAUAGACUCUGGCGGUGUAGCCAUAGAAGGCCCAGCAAUAGGAAGAGGCAGGCGAGAUCGCAUAUGUGAAUUUCUGCUAUUCGACGACAUAUUGGUAUGGCUAGACUUCGAUCCGUCCACUCUGCGCGAUUCCCACUGGUUCACUCUCGCGGCACAUGCUACCGCUAGCGACGAGCGACAUACAUACACGUACAGAAAUCAUCUCUCCCUCGUCGAUAUCGAGGCGGUGCUCGAUCCGUCGCAUCAUCCGCCCCGACUGGAGGUGUUGAGCCCUGGAGGCUCGUUCGCGGUAUAUGCGGUCCCGUCGCAACCCCCAUCGCCAAGGCGUCUUUCUUCCUCUGCUUCGGAAUCUGCAUUGGCCACUCGUCGUACAACUCCCUUAACCUCGGCAUCGAACGAUACUUCUCUACAUACCUUUCUCCAUCUUUUGCAAUUUGAAGUGCCUACUUUAGACACUCGACAGCAAAAGCUCCCCGAUUCAGCAUCUCAGCAAGCACCAAAACUAACAACUCCAAACCACGUAGAAGGGCUCCCUCCUUCCGCCCGACCCCAACGCGCACCCUUGCCCUUCCUACCCCCGGUCUGGGUCCCGGACGCAAAGACAGACGCAUGUAUGCGGUGUGCACGCCCGUUUGGGCUUGUGAGAAGACGACAUCAUUGUAGGCUUUGUGGAAGGGUUGUGUGUGCUGAGUGUUCUGGACGGACAUUCUACAUCACCGACCCAUCUUCCCAAUCCCCUUCUGGCAAAAACACCAAAGCGAAACCUGCACGCGCAUGCAACGAGUGCUACGAAGCUGCCUUUCCUCUCGUCCAGUCCAUCACCGGUGGUUCUAGUACUCCAUCUACUUUAUCAGCAAAUCCGUCUACACACCACUCCCCAACCCUCCACGGUAUCCCAGCCUGGCUCUCUACGCCUAUCCCCACUGAAGGGAGUAGUGGUGCUCACGCGUUGAUGGCGAUGACGUUGAGCCCUAGUAGGGAAUCUCGAUACCAAGAAACCGCACCAACCCUCCGCGCUCCUAUAUCCCGCCCCAUCCGCAUUCGCCCCUCCACGCGCCCGCGCCCACGGAGCUACCAUGAUAUAUUGGAUGAUUUCGAGGUUCACGCGAGGGUGAAUGUGCAUGGUAGGGGAGGGGAGAUGCACGACAUGCAUCAAGAAGAGGAGGUUCACGACGAAGGACAACCAAAACAACCUCGCGAACACGAGCCCACACCCGGAUAUGUUCACAAAAAGAAAGAAGAUACUACCAGGAAGAAGAAACGGUUCUCGUUGCCUGCAGUAGCGGUGCAGACGGUGCCUGUCCUAGCACGUUCC
Suillus plorans is the source of this 2226-nucleotide messenger RNA. RefSeq lists its product as uncharacterized. The transcript is spliced from 8 exons. The record is from RefSeq and is a predicted model, not a curated record. Lineage: Eukaryota; Fungi; Basidiomycota; Agaricomycetes; Boletales; Suillaceae. Gene Ontology annotation, molecular function: guanyl-nucleotide exchange factor activity; metal ion binding. The annotation marks the transcript as partial.